Messenger RNA from Xyrichtys novacula (pearly razorfish), 7242 nucleotides. NCBI's taxonomy places the organism in Eukaryota, Metazoa, Chordata, Actinopteri, Labriformes, Labridae. The record is from the annotation of a GenBank genome assembly.
CUCAGGUUCGUAGAGUGGAGUGCAGAGAACAGCAAGCCUCAAAAAUGGAGUCAGAAGAAAAGAGGUCGGGUAAGUUGGCCGACAGAGAUGGCAGUGCACAUGUUUCAAAACUGUCACUGUUUGUUGCCUUUGCAAAGGACGUUCUGUAGAUUAUAUGCUAAACGAACACUCCCUGAAAUGUGCACACAAUCUGGUUACAUGUGCACAUGCAGCCAAAGACUAAGGAUGCAGCCUCCUCCCAUCAGAGGGAGAGCAAUUCCAAGUUUUGAGGGUUAAAAACAAAACACUAAUAAUAUUGAUAACAUCAGCAAAAGGAAAAUGACAUAAAGCUAACAAGCAAUUACAAAUAUUUCUUCCAGACAACAAUAAAACUUUCUAUUCAUAAUGGUUCUGAAUUACUUUCAUUCUGAAACAGGAAAUGACAGGUUAUGACAUUAACCUCACGAAAGUAAAGGCAUUACAACUGCAUACAUUAAUAUUCAAUUAAUUCAUUUAAUAUUUAAUAUUCGAUUAACAUUAAUUCAUGCAAUUGUACCAUGACUUUUGAGUUUUUUUGAGUCAGUGUGUUGCUGCAUGUUCCAUGUUAUUUACACCUUUAGAUGGCACCACCGAGUCAGGGGCAAAAACAAUUCCAAAGUUCUAGGAGAAGAAGAGUUGUGAUUGUGAUGGGCGGUAAAGACGCAGCUAGAAGAAGAAGUAGCAUUAGUGUGUUUACUUUCAAGCAGCCGAGAGCGGGAGCUGAGCAUGAGUUUGCGCUGCAAUGUUUAUUUCUGUUAAUGUUGUGAAUAAAGGUGAGAGGAAGUGAAACGUCUCCCGGCGUCCGCUUGUGUAUUUGGCUGCAAAAUCCACCACAGGGUGGGAGUGCUCAGAGGGAUUUCCCUUUCUGUGCUUCUCAUAUUCAGAAUGGCAAUUAGGAUGUUUGGAUCUCAGGUGAUAAGUUUAACCCAACAUAAAGAGAGCCUUUGCAGAUGCACCCCCUCUUGAAAUGUUAGCAUUACACGCUAUGCUAAAUCGCUAUCCCUGGUUCUGAGAUAUCUUGAAAUACAUCCACUCCGCAGACAUGUUAGUCCUUAUUCAGACAAGCACGUGCUGGCUUUUUAAAACACCUAUCCCACAUAUAACAUCAGAAUAUUCUAUUUAUGAUAAGCCCACUAUGAAUGUCAAAACGCGCCAAACCAUGUGUCCUGUGUCGUACCAUCAUGUAUAAUGUGUGCAGAAAAAGAAACCGCAACAAAAUCCGUUCAGUGUUCAGCAAGUAAUGACUGAUUUAAUAUGCUGACACAUCAUUGUGCCUGUCAAACAAAUAGCAAUGAGCAGAGCUGAUGACCAGUCCAAGAUGGCGGCUGUAUUGUAUGUCAGUGACAUUAGGAAGUAGCAGUUGAUGUAGUUUCUACUCUUUAUGAUAGAUAGAUAGAUAGAUAGAUAGAUAGAUAGAUAGAUAGAUAGAUCGAUAGAUCGAUCGAUAGAUAGAUCGAUAGAUAGAUAGAUAGAUAGACUUUAUUGAUCCCAAACUGGGAAAUUCUCUUGUUACAGCAGCAAAAAAUUGAGACACUACCUUGUGAAGACACACGUGUCAGGACAAAAAUGAAAGAGAAAAAGAUACAAAAUUAUAAAACACACGGGAGCUGCCGUAACAGGCAGCCGCCUCUCGCGGCGCCACAGCACGAAAAAAGUUAUGUCUAUGGAAGGAGGCAGGUGUGUGUUUGUCAUGUGUUUCUAAAAAUCCACAGGGACAACAUGCACCGUACGAGAGAGGUUGUAGCAAUCACAAGCACUAACGAGCACUAAAAGAGUGUAAAUCUUUCUAUAUUUCAGAUCACAUUGCAAAAAUACUUUGACUCAAGUGAAAUCUGGCAUUUAAGUAUUAUCACCAAAGUUAGGCCAAAGCUCUAAAAGUGAAGUGAAGAAGUGAUGCUUCGUCCUCUUCAGUAGUACAUAUGACUUCUAAAAAAUUAUAUAAGGUAAAUAAGUUUGGCAAACUGGUUAUUAGCUUGCUAAGUAGGGUUGGGUACCCAGAGCUGGUUCCUAUUUAGAACCGGUCCCUAACGUCCAGUUCCAGAAUCAUGAAGCAGAUUUUUUAAUUUUGAUUUUUUUUUGGGGGGGGUUUCCGAGUUCCCGCACUAGUUUGUUUUGGGGGCGUGUGUUACUCCACUUGGUGUUAUCUGUACAUCUGGUAGCAAGAACAUCACUCGUCUGAACAUGGACCGCAAAAAACGCUCGAAAGUUUGGCUUUUUUUUUUUUCUUUUUUUUUUUUCUUGAAAGAGGAUAUUUCUCCCUUUUCUUUCUCUCAUCGGCAGACAGUACAUGCAUGUGUGUUUUCAUCCUGCAUUUUAAAAUAGCCGAAAAAGAUAAUCGUUAGGAAUCGGAAUUGAGAUGAGGAAUCUGAACCCGAAUUAUUAAAAUUUAAACAAUGCCCAACCCUAUUGCUAAGUAGCCUUGAGAAAAUAUGAAGAAGAAUGUUCAUACAAUCAAGAUUGUGAUUCUGCCAUAUAAAAAAAGAUAUGAUAUUCCUGCCAUAUCUCCAUCCUUGCUGUAGAAGUAAAAUAUUUCUUGUGUACUUCUUUUUCUCUACAGGUCUAUUCACCUUACUGUCAAAUCUUGGACUGGACAAGUUUUAUCCCAACAAGCUCAAACUUAAAUCUCUCUUGGAGAUCAACAAAAACAGUGUGUAUGAUGAAGCUGUUUCAUCACUUGAGGGAAUACCAUGGUGUUUUCUCAGAAAACUCUUUAAAAUCAACUCAGAGUGCAGAAACUGUAAUCUGUUAUCAAACAAUGAUAAUGUCAAAGACAAAAAAAAUGACGGCUUUGACUUUGACCUUUAUGACACAGAUGACUCUGUAGACAAUGCAGUGAAUCUUCUGGACCUCAUAGUAGCACUCUUCCUCUGUGCUGACAGUUUCUUACAACAAGAGAUGGCCCUCAAGAUGUCAAUAUGCCAGUUUUCUGUCCCACUGGUCCUGCCCCAUGGCAACAGCAGUCAGUGUACUUUGAUGUUGUGGGCUCUCAGAGACAUCGUCAAAGAGUGGCGUCCACAUAAUAUCUCUGAAACAAAAGGGUUCAUUGAAAACAACAUUGUCCAAGCAGACAUACCCUUCUUCUCUUUUGUGAGACUGAAAAACUGUAGUCUAUCCAAAUCCCAGUGUUUGAAUCAAAUCCUCAGCCUUGGCCAGCACAAUAACAACAUGUUUGUGCACAGAGACAUGAAAGGAGGAGCCCAUAAAAGGGAGAUUGCUAGUGGAUUGGUGGAGGUUUGCUGGUACUUCCCCAGUGGCAGAGAAAAUCUUGACAAGUUCCCAAACGCGAUUGCUUUUGCCAAUCUGAGAGGAGAUUUGACCCAAUCACUCACACAGUUCAAUUUCCUGUUUCAAGUGUCAACUGCUACCUUUGUCUUCCUGGACAAAAUUGAAGAAAACGAGCACAAGAUCCUGACUUCUCUUCAAGACGUGAGAUCUAAACUGUUCCUGGUUGUGAACCGGAAGGCCAGAGAGGAUAUGGCAUCUGUCAGAACAACAGCGGAACAGUUAGAUCUUUCGAAGAAUAAUGUGAAAACCAAAGACCCUCAGGUAAAUGUGGUUGAGUUUUCAGAAAAACUCUGUGAAACCAUCAAAACAUCACUGGAAAAUGUAAAAACUACAAUGACAAUCGAAAAUAUGCUUGAAAAGGCAGUUGAACUUGGUCUGUCUGAGGAUGAAGGCAGAGGUAAAAACCAAAAGAGGAUUGCUGAAGAGAUUGUGAAAGGUAUUGGUGUGAAACCCAUCCCUGACUACAAGAACCAACAACUUCCAUUGCAAGGUGAAAACUGGAAAAAGUUGUCUGGGUUAGAAAUGGAAGAGUGUAGGUUAAAAAAAGCUAGUGUUGACAGACUGGAAGAAUAUAAAUCUCACCUACAAAAAAAAAAACAGGCUAUUAUGGAGGAGCUUGGAAAACAAAAACCAUCCAAGGCUAUGAAUAGUUUCAUGGAACAGCUAUCUGCAAAAGAUAAGGAGGGAAGAGAUUUUUUCCUGAGGUGGAUGAAACUCAAACUGAAUGCACAUUUGCAGUCUGCACUGCAAAAUUCUUUGCUACGUCAAAAAUUGACAUGGCACUUUAAUAAAGGCACCAAAGACAACCAAGAGAUGGCUGAGCUGAAUCAGGCUUUGCUGGAAAGCUCUCUAGGAAUCGAGCAUUACAUGAGAGAGAUGGGACUGAUCUAUGAGUUUUCCUCACAGUCACCACACACUGGUGAUAAAGUAUCUCAGCUCCCUGGUUUGGCUGCUGAAAUGCUGUUGGAUGGAUAUCCUUUAGAGCUGCUGGAUGGAGAUGCCUCCAACAUCCCACAAAGAUGGGUGACAGAUGUGCUGACGGAGCUCCACAAAAAGGUUGGAGAAAAGAGCAGACUGCUGGUGCUGGCUGUGUUGGGUGUUCAAAGUACAGGGAAGUCGACACUCCUUAACACCAUGUUUGGUGUACAGUUCCCAGUCAGCAGUGGCAGAUGCACAAGAGGAGCCUACAUGCUUUUCCUCAGGGUAGGUGAGGACAUGAAAAACCAGUUGAACUAUGACUUUUUAGUUCUCAUUGACACAGAAGGUCUGAAAUCUCCCUCUCUGGCACAAUUAGAGGACAGCUAUGAGCACGACAACCAGCUGGCAACCUUUGUCAUUGGCUUAAGUGAUGUCACCAUUAUCAAUGUUGCGAUGGAGAACUCAACUGAAAUGAAAGAUGUCCUUCAAAUUGCAACUCAUGCAUUCUUGAGGAUGUCAAAAAUAGGUAAAAAGCCAAUCUGUCAUUUUGUGCACCAAAAUGUUGCUGGAGUUUCUGCCCACGCAAAAACCAUGACAGAGAGAAAACUGCUUUUAGAUCAACUAAAUGAAAUGACUCAGAUCGCAGCCUCCAUGGAAAAACAGGAUGGCAUGUUAUUCACAAAUGUGCUGGACUAUGACAUGGAGAAAAAUAACUGGAACAUCCCAGGACUCUGGCACGGGACUCCACCAAUGGCUGCAGUGAACACCGGUUACAGUGAAGCUGUGGCAGAUUUCAAGAGGAAUCUCUUGGAGACAGUAAAAAGAGACGCAGGUGAAGGUGUGUCCAAGAUCCCAGAGUUUCUAAAGUGGAUGAAAAGUCUCUGGAGAGCAGUCAAGUUUGAGAACUUCAUCUUUAGUUUCAGAAACACUCUGGUGGCCAAUGCCUAUGAAAACCUUUGCAAAGAGUUCAAUCAAUGGGAUUGGGAUUUCAGAAAAGAGAUUUCCUCCUGCCAAAAAGCAGCAGAAAUGGAAAUCUCAAACGCUGACAAUGAUGCUGAGCUUCAUCAUUUGAAUGACCUGGUUAAACUUAAAAAGUCAGAGGUAUCCAGUAAUAUAAAAGAACAACAAAAAAUAAUGCAUCAGAAACUAGAAGACUACUACAAAAGGAAAGACAGACAUGUGAAUCUGAUAGUGAGAUACAAAAGUGAGUUUUUCAUCCGAAUCGACAGUCUGUCAAAAGAAAUCCAACGUUCAGCAAACAAUGACUUGGCUUGUGCACUUGAGCAUAAAAAAAGUUCGAUAGAGGCUGAAAAACUUCAGAGGAAACACAGAGAAGUCAUUGAGGAACAGGUUAUGAAACUCUUGAGUGACUGCAAAAACCGCUCACUAUCUGACGAUGAGCUCAAAGAAGAGUUUGAAAAGAAGUGGGCUGAAGUCACAGUAAACGUAACCGGCCUAAAAGAACGAGAUAUACCUGCAGAAAUCCUCAAGCAGUUGAAAACAAAUCUCUCAAAUCAACCAGUCACUGAAGAAUUAAACAAAAUCACAGACCUCAAAGAGAUCGGGAAGGACCAAUUUAAGGCCAAAAAAGAACAUGUUAAAAUGAAAGGCCUCAAAAAUUACCUGUUGCAGAAAGACAUAAAAAGAGAAUUGCAGAGCCUGGCAAACAGCACAAUUGGGACUCUCAAACAAUAUGUGCAAGGUAAAGCAAAAACAGACCGUGACUACCAUGAUUCUUUCACUAAGGGUCUUCUGGAGGAUGCUGAUUACUUACUUCAGCCAAACCAAAAGAAAUACGAGCCCAAGUUUGCUGCUGAACUGAAAAUUCACAUCUGUGGAAUUUCUUCAAGAGAGUUUCUGCACAUGCACAGGAAAUACUUGGCCAAAAGAGAUCCAAAAGUGAAGCUGGAAGAGAAAAAGCAGCAGUACUUGGCAGAUUUUAUUGAUAUCUUCAGAAAGAGGGACCAUGGUCAGCGCAAAGGUAUUGAUUAUGUCAAAUUUUGUAUCAAACCUGCAGUUGAGGAAUACAUCAGCAGAUCCCUGGGGGAAGAGAUUGUGGAUGAAAUCUGCCAUUCAGCCGAGUACAGUUCACGCUCAUUUUUCCAGUACAACAUUCAGGAAGAGUUGCUGCAAAAGCACAACUUUGAAAGUUUUGUCAAGUACAUUGAUGAGUAUGAAGUUUUUGUUAAGGACUGGAUAUUUCAGAAUGUUAUGCAAAAAAUGUCAGAGGGCCAGACUUUGAGCAAAGUGAAGACAAAACUUCUGCAGGACAUAGUUAACAAAAUCACAGAAGCAUUAGAGCAGUCCACAAAAUGCAGUGAUGGCACUCUGUUGCAAGAAAAUCACGAAGGCAUCCAAGAGCUCAUGAGCAAUGUGCGCAAGUACUUGAACAAAGACAUCUCAAUUUCAGUGGAGGAUGAAAAAACCACUCUGUUUCAAAUCCAAUGCACACGUCAUCAAUUCAUCCACAGUUUCCAACGUUCAUUGGAGGACCUUAAAAAAGAGCUGCAGAAAGAAUUCUCAAACUCUGGUGACAUUUCUGACAUUCUUAUCAAACUCCCCACCAAACCACAGGAUGAGCUCUUUAAGCGGAUGUUUGGAUGUGGACACCGAUGUCCAUUUUGUAAAGUUCCCUGUGAGGCUGGAGGGAAGGAACACAGGCAGCAUCAUGCAGCUAUACAUCGUCCUCAAGGUCUUGGUGCGUACAGGAUUGAUGACACAGAGAAGUUGCUUGAAAGCUUGUGUACCACAGAUGUCCACAGUGAACGUACAUUCAUGAACGCAGACACAGAAUGGGAGGAGAAACCUUAUAAGGCCUACGCCACAUACUAUCCAGACUGGAACAUUCCUCCUGAUCAAACCAUACAGGCGUCUGACUACUGGAAGUAUGUCCUGGUCACAUUCAAUGACAGAUUUGCUGAACAAUACGAUGCUAAGCCUGCCGAUGUACCGGAGACCUGGAGGAGCAUCACAAAGGAACAAGCUCUGACAGGCCUAAAAGAAGCCUUUAAUGUAAAGUGA